Molecule: messenger RNA, 1724 nt
Organism: Oldenlandia corymbosa var. corymbosa
Lineage: Eukaryota; Viridiplantae; Streptophyta; Magnoliopsida; Gentianales; Rubiaceae
Source: the annotation of a GenBank genome assembly
AGGCACAGUUGCAGAUGAUGCAUAUUCAAACUCUUACAAUUCACAACCUUCCAUGGCUUCUUAUCAUGGCAAUUUGUUAUACUACUUUCUCUGCCUUCUUUUCUUUGUCUGUGUGUCCAAUGGCCAAAGUUCCUUUAAACCUAAGGGAAUUAUACUUCCAGUAAUCAAAGACUCUUCCACUUUGCAAUAUGUAACACAGAUUAACCAGAGAACCCCUUUUGUUCCUGUUAAACUCAGCAUUCAUCUUGGUGGUCAAACCUUGUGGGUAGAUUGUGAACAAGGCUAUGUUAGCUCGACUUAUCGGUCUGCUAUCUGCGGAUCGCCUGAAUGCAAGAUUGCUAAGCCUAACAUUUGCGAGAACUGCACCGACAAUCCUCCAAGGCCAGGUUGUAAUCUGAAUGCCUGUUUCAACACCCCUGAAAAUCCUUUCAUCAAUACUUUGUACAGUGGUGGUGAAAUCGCUGUCGACGCGUUAUCCAUCCAAUCCACAGAUGGAGUCAAUCCAGGGCCAGUUUUGAAGGUGCCAAACUUCAUCUUCACCUGUGUUCCAUCUUUUCUAGCUGAAGGUCUUGCCAGUGGAGUUAAAGGCACUGCUGGUUUGGGGAGGAAUGAUAUCGCGCUGCCAUCCCAACUCGCUCGCGUGUUUGGCUUCCCAAGGAAAUUCGCGAUAUGUUUAAGCUCUUCCACAAGUUCUAGAGGUGUUGUAAUUCUUGGAGAUGGUCCUUAUAUCAUGAUGCCAAAUAUUGAUAUCUCCAAAAAUCUCAUUUAUACUCCAUUGCUCAUUAACAAAGUUGGAACUGGAUAUGUGCCUUACUUAAAUGAGCCUUCAUCUGAGUACUUCAUUGGAGUAAAAGCUAUCAAUAUCAGCGGUAAAGCAGUGCCAAUCAACAAGAAACUGUUGGCCAUUGACAAGAAUGGCUUUGGUGGAACCAAAAUCAGCACUGGAAAGCCUUACACAGUUAUGCAAACUUCAAUCUACAAUGCAGUAUCAAAGGCUUUCGCUGAAGCGCUCGCUAACGUCCCUAAGGUGCCCCCGGUAGCGCCUUUUGGUACAUGUUACAGCUCUAAAAGGAUCGGCAGCACGGUAGUUGGACCCGCGGUUCCUUCCAUUGAUCUUAUUUUACAGACACAAAGAGUGUUAUGGAGAAUCUUUGGUGCAAACUCAAUGGUGCAAGUGAACAAGGAUGUCAUCUGCCUUGGUAUUGUGGAUGGAGGAGCUAGUCCUAUGACCUCAAUUGUCAUUGGUGGCCAUCAGAUUGAAGACAAUUUACUGCAGUUUGAUAUUCCAAAUUCAAGGCUUGGAUUCAGUUCUUCACUCCUGUUUAGUCAAACAACAUGUGCCAACUUCAACUUCACUUCUCGAGCUUGAUUACUUUCAAUCUAUCCCUUCUGAGUUUUGAACUAUGAUUGUAUGCAAAAGAAUGAAUUUUGAACUUUGGUUAAUAAAAAAGUGAAGGUUUUUACUAAGGAAUGUGUUCUGAUCUUGACUGUAAUUUAGUCGUUACUCAUAUGCAAUUAAAAAAAAAAUAGCUUUCUUUAAUUUAAUUGUGAAUGGAGUCAAAUUUAAGGUACAUCUUAGUUGUGUAUGAACUGUCAUCAUUCAAUUCUACUGCCGUAUUGCGUGUGGAAAAGGGUCAUAAUCCUAAGAAUAAUCAAAAGUCAACUCUUUAUUCAUUAGUUACUCCCUUUCGUUCCAUUUUAAAUAGUCUAUUUUGUUGAACUAA